Pochonia chlamydosporia 170 is the source of this 1098-nucleotide messenger RNA. Its product is annotated as alpha beta hydrolase fold-1 protein. The record is from RefSeq and is a predicted model, not a curated record. Lineage: Eukaryota; Fungi; Ascomycota; Sordariomycetes; Hypocreales; Clavicipitaceae. Gene Ontology annotation, cellular component: membrane. The transcript is spliced from 2 exons. Bases 1 to 1098 code for a protein of 365 amino acids.
AUGUCUCAGCUCAGCCUCACGGCGCUGCCAAGCGCGGACAACGCAACAGGGGUCCAACUCCAACUCCCGUCAAGGUCCUGGACCCUCUUCAAAAAUAUCAGAGUUUGGGCCGUAAAAAAGACUUCAUCACGCAGACUCAAACUCCACAACAAACCUUCACGAGCUCAUCAAACUCAGUUCAGCACUCCUCCCACCGAAUGGCGAUAUAAACCCUCAACACAAGUCCCCUCACGACUCAAAAAGGGCUCCCAACACCACGGCAUACAUCCAACAAUGCCCAAAAACAUCUUCUCCUUCGGCACCCAGCCAUUCGACCCUACAAACCGCUUCGUAACAUCAUGGCUCCUCCCACCAUGGCUCCUCUUCGCAUGCCGCGCCCUCAUUAGCAUCUACAUCUUCACCACGCUCUUCUUCAUCAUCGGCUACACAUGCGCGCACGCCUCUCUCGGCGGCUGCCUCACCGUCCGCCAAUCCUUCUCCUACUUCACCGUUCUAACAUUCUGGGGCCUCGGCUUCUACUUCCUCGCCUCGUCCAUCCACACACUCACAUACAUCCUCCGCAAGAAACCGCUCCUCUCAACAUUUCCACGACCCUUGCAGGCGCUGCACUCCCUCUUCUACACCACCGUCAUCACGCUGCCGUUCCUCGUGACCAUCGUGUACUGGGGCGUGCUGUACUCUGCGCCGUGGUUCGAGCUCCCCUUCGACGGGUGGCACAACGUCUCGCAGCAUGGACUGAACUCGCUGUUCGCGCUGUUUGAGGUGCUGCUCGCGAGGACGGACACCAUGCCGUGGGUGCAUCUGGCGUGGCUGAUGGGUAUAUUGCUGGGGUAUUUGGGCGUUGCGUUUGUUACGCUCGCUAGCCAGGGGUGGUAUACGUAUAGUUUUUUGGAUCACGACAAGGUCGGUGGGAGGGGGUAUGUUGCUGCGUAUGUGGUGGGCAUUGCGGUGGGAAUCGUGGUUAUUUUUGUGGUGGUUUGGGGGGUUGUUUGGCUGAGGAGGUGGGUUAGUGAGGUGAAGUUGGGGAAGAUGGGGAAAUUUGUCGAUGAGAGGAGAGCGGAUGUGGAUGUGGAGAUGAAUACGGCCAAGGGGACGUAG